Messenger RNA from Botrytis byssoidea, 3582 nucleotides. RefSeq lists its product as uncharacterized. Gene Ontology annotation, biological process: ubiquitin-dependent protein catabolic process; protein polyubiquitination. The record is from RefSeq and is a predicted model, not a curated record. Lineage: Eukaryota; Fungi; Ascomycota; Leotiomycetes; Helotiales; Sclerotiniaceae. The coding region runs from base 1 to 3582 and encodes 1193 amino acids. Gene Ontology annotation, molecular function: protein binding; ubiquitin protein ligase activity. The transcript has 4 exons.
AUGUUUCAAACAUUCAGUGGCAGUUCUCGCAGACCUAGACAAGUCAACCUUUCUGGUCAAAAUCCGAAUCCAUUCGCUGCCAGUACUUGGAACUCCUCGGCUUCAGCUUCUGGUGCUCAAAAGACAGUGGCACAUGCGCAACAAGAGAGGGAGCAACGUCAGAGGGAAAGGGAAAGACUUAACGCCGCAAAGAAAAUCCAGAGAGUAUGGAGGGGUCAUAGAAGUAGAACCAAGCUUGCGGAUGCAAGACGAGAGCAAUAUAAGGCGACCUAUAGUUCUUGCGAGGGAGGGAGUGAUGAUCUCAUUCCACUCGAGCAAUUAAAGUUGUUGAUGGCGUUUUGCAACCCCGAGCGGGACGAUGAUGUAGCCCAAUUGACGGAACUCGGCAGGAAGUUCGUUCAUAACAAGAAUACCAGACUGAUAUCCCAAGCAGAGUAUAGAGCUUAUCUCUUCAAGUUAGCAAGACUCACACUCAGUGCUCUCAUACAUACCUUGCCCAGCUACAACAGAGUUCUUUUCAAGCUCCUGUCGAACAUAUUAGUGCAGAAUGGAAAUAUACUGUCACACAUUGCGAUUCCCUAUUAUGAUUUUCUUUCGAGCGCCGUAGUUGGCGGUAGUCUUUCCGAUGAAUGGCGUGCGGAGCUUGUCUCGGCAGUAUUCUUUCCUCUCCAAGUCUCUCCCUCAGCGCCGGGGCAAUCAUUUAGCAAAGUCUCAUUGGACGUUUAUUCAGCAAUGGCAUCUCGAUUCCUUACCAUUCCAGAUUUAGAAUCUAGGCUUGGGGGUCUACAGGUACUCGCGUCUAAAAUGAGUGGCAAUCAUCUAGCUGCCGCUAUAGUUCGCGACUAUCCAAGCAUUUCUUCUUCGCAGUCAAACCCGGAGGCAAAGCUAUGGUUACUUGCUCAUUUUAUUGCAAUAUCCCGCAUGCAAGAGCACCGUGAAGAGGAAUCUGAGCUACUGAGAGCCCUGUCACUUCAAUUAUCGGCGUGCUCCGUCGAUCUCAUUGGCAGAAUUGAUGGUCGCAAACUAACAUCCAAUAAUUUCCAAAGAGGAGAACGUGAAGAAAGUGAAGUUCAGUCUGUCAAAAACUUGCCCAUGUUUAUAAGCAAUAAAUUGUUGUCUUUGUUAGAUAAAGAAUCAAUAACUGGGCUACUCAAAAAAUUUAACAUAGAUUAUGCCAAAGGGUCAACGGCGGGGCAGGAAGAUGCAAGCUUCUUGGCAAGUUACGCCCUUACCCUGCUAAGAAUUUUCCCAGAUCGUGCCGAUGAAAUUCGAAUGUGGCUUUGCUCUAGCUCAGUGACGACUUCCAAUGGAAAUGAGGUGUUGGCUCUCAAAUUCCUUUGGGAGGCAAUGAGUUCAACAAGCACCUUCAAAGCUAUCAUGGCUGAUUCGCGAGCUGCAUUGGAAAUCCUUCAAUACCAAAAACAGCACAGCAAUGAGCUAUCUCAAGAAGUCAUAUCAAGGGAUCGAGAGUGGAGAACCAUUCUUCUUUUCUUAGAACUUUACACGUUUGUGUUAAAGUUCAUAGAUGACGAGGAUUUCCUCGGAGGUAGCACAGACUCGAAUCAAGCGAGUGGAACUGCCUCAAAGAUUCGAGGCAGUGCACUCUCAUUAGAAGCUGUCGAGAAACUCACCCUUUUUCUGAAGAACAUCUCGUUCACCACUUAUUACAAUGCUGCUGAACUUUCUGGUGAUGAUAAUUCUGUUAUCGAGGGUGGCUUAGGCACCUAUUUCGGCAUCAACAACGAAUUCACAAAAGAUGAAAAAUACGCUUCCGAUGGGAGCCAAACAACAAGUAACUCGAGUUGGCCAUUCGCAGGUAUUUCGGGCAUGACAUUUUACUAUUUGCGAACCAUUGUAAUCGGCGUUAUGCGCAUGAUUUAUGAGCGAGAUUCAAGACGACGAUUUUUGCCCAAAGAUCAUUGGCUCAUGACGGCACGUUUUGACAUGAAAGGCUUUAUUCUUGAUGUUAUCAAGGAGCAAGAAAGGCGACAAGAGGUUGCCGACGGCGAAGGAGCUGAAGACGAGUUUGAAGGAGAUGCAGACGAGUACGAGCCGGUUCAAAGUCUUAUGCUGGGUCGUACAACUCGGCCAAGCCACUUGCUGUCUCAAAUGAGACAGCAGGAUAUGUUAAGAAAGCAUCAGCAAAAAAUAAACAAGAGGAAAAUCAUGGCUGCUAUUGGGCCCAGGAUUGAGGUGUUACAAAAUAUGCCAUUUGUCAUACCCUUCGAAACUCGUGUUGAGAUAUUUCGCCAGUUCGUCAUGAUGGAUCAACUCAAGAGGCGAUCAGGAGUUAUCGAUCCAGAUUCAUGGCGUAUGCGUAUGGCAAAUAUGGCACAGAAUCGACAUGCCGCACGAGAAACUCUUGGCAGACAUCAUGCAUCGAUUAGUCGAGAGUCUGUAUUUGAAGAUGCAUUUGAGGCAUUCUUUCCACUUUCAGAAGGCCUCAAAGAGCCAAUUCAGAUCACAUUUGUUGACAGCUUUGGUGCUAUUGAGGCUGGUAUUGAUGGCGGCGGAGUAACGAAAGAAUUCCUUACCAGUGUUACUAAUGAAGCAUUUCGUAAUCCUUUAGAUUACGGUAGCAAUCCAUCACUUUUCGUCACGAAUGACCAAAACUUACUCUACCCUAAUCCAACAGCUAUGGAGCAAGACUAUGAAUUCUUAAGAUCGAUGGGAAUAAACGAAACAAGCCCUGAAUGGAGGACAUAUAGUGUACAUCUGCGUAAUCGCAUGCACUUCUUGGGCCGCAUUGUAGGAAAAUGUUUGUACGAAGGUAUUCUCAUUGACAUUAAUUUUGCUGGGUUUUUUCUUCUCAAAUGGUCCGCUGCAAAUUCUGGCCCAGAAGCAGCAAGCCGUACUAAUUUGAACGAUCUACGUGAUCUUGAUGAAGGAUUGUAUCAAGGGCUGCUAAAACUCAAGAACUAUCCUGGAAAUGUCGAAGAUUUCUCACUCGACUUUACCAUAACCGACACGAUUCCUAAUGGUAUGCCUGGUGGCCGCCCUAAAGUUAUCACCCGAGAUCUUAUGCCUAAUGGCUCUAAUAUACCCGUGACAAAUGAGAAUCGUCUCCUCUACAUUGCUUAUGUCGUCCGCCACCGUCUCCACAUUCAGCCCUAUGAGCUCACGCAGGCUUUCCUUCGCGGUCUCGGCCAAAUCAUAAAUCCCUCCUGGUUGAGCAUGUUCAACCAAGUUGAACUUCAAACCCUAAUUUCCGGCGAGACAUCGGAUAUCAAUAUCAAUGAUCUUCGCGAGAACACACAGUACGGUGGGGUAUAUCAGAUCGGCCACGAUGGACGCGAGCACCCGACGAUCAUGAUGUUCUGGCAGGUCAUGGAAGAACUCAAAGACGAGGAUAGGAGAAAGGUGCUCAAAUACGUUACCAGUACGCCAAGAGCACCGUUAUUAGGAUUUGGAUCAUUGAAUCCACUAUUUAGUAUUAGGGAUAGUAGCUCAGAUGAGGAUAGACUACCCAGUGCAAGUACGUGUGUCAACUUGCUGAAGUUACCGAGGUAUCAAAGCAAAGAGAAAUUGAGAGAGAAAUUGCUGUAUGCUGUCAAUGCGGGGGCUGGAUUUGAUCUUUCGUGA